Misgurnus anguillicaudatus (oriental weatherfish) is the source of this 2247-nucleotide messenger RNA. RefSeq names its product solute carrier family 25 member 28 (gene slc25a28). Gene Ontology annotation, biological process: iron import into the mitochondrion. NCBI's taxonomy places the organism in Eukaryota, Metazoa, Chordata, Actinopteri, Cypriniformes, Cobitidae. Gene Ontology annotation, cellular component: mitochondrial membrane. Gene Ontology annotation, molecular function: ferrous iron transmembrane transporter activity. The record is from RefSeq and is a predicted model, not a curated record.
UUCCGCUUCCCCUGCGGCCUGUUCCGUCGGUCACCUCCUACUGCGUGCGCAGUUUACGGUGCACGGGACUCGUCCUCUCCCCGAUAAGCAGGAGGGAGAGGCCCGCACUGAAAGAGCCAUCGUCGGGCGCAUGAUUUAGAGUGCCGAGCGCCGGUGUUUGUAUGCACAUGGAAGCGGAUGGUUUUGUGCGCAGGCGGCGGAUGACAGCGGACACUUCGGGCGGUGAUGCCGCGGUGGCUGGCGCUUCCGCGGGCGCGGAGAUCCAGUGGCUCGGCGGGCGCUUCUGGGGAGUUUCGGACGGUCUCGUCGGGACGCUAGCACCUCAAAUAACAAAAGAACCGGAGCUUCACGUUGGACAUUUGUAUGGCUCCCAGGAAGCCAGUGACUUAUCUGAACCGGAAUAUGAGGGUUUGCCCCAAGGUGCAUCCACCAGUACUCACAUGUUAGCCGGGGCAGUGGCAGGAAUCAUGGAGCAUUGCGUGAUGUUCCCUAUUGACUGUGUGAAGACUCGCAUGCAGAGCCUCCAGCCAGACCCAGCCGCCCGCUACCGUAAUGUGAUGGAUGCUCUGUGGCGCAUCGUGAGAACGGAGGGGAUAUGGAGGCCAAUCAGAGGCCUUAAUGCGACAGCUGUAGGGGCGGGGCCAGCUCACGCACUUUACUUUGCCUGCUAUGAAAGGUUGAAAAAGGUUCUCAGUGACAUCAUCCAUCCUGGAGCAAACAGUCAUUUGGCGAACGGCACCGCUGGAUGUGUUGCUACAUUGCUUCACGAUGCUGCCAUGAAUCCUGCUGAAGUGGUGAAGCAGAGGAUGCAGAUGUACAAUUCUCCAUACCGUGGCGUACUGGACUGCGUGCGCUGCGUGUGGAAGCAGGAGGGGGCGUUGGCCUUUUACCGCAGUUACACGACGCAGCUCACCAUGAACGUGCCGUUCCAGGCUCUGCAUUUCAUGACUUACGAGUACCUGCAAGAGCUCCUCAAUCCCCAAAGACAAUACAACCCCUCUUCUCACAUGGUGUCCGGCGCUCUGGCGGGAGCCAUCGCCGCCGCCGCCACCACACCACUGGACGUUUGCAAGACCCUGCUGAACACGCAGGAGUCUCUAGCCCUUAACUCCGUCAGCCAGAGCGGAAGACACAUUUCGGGCCUCGGCCACGCCUUCCGGACUGUCUAUAGGCUUGGCGGCCUGCCCGCUUACUUCAAAGGCGCUCAGGCGAGGGUCAUAUACCAGAUGCCCUCCACUGCUAUCAGCUGGUCCGUCUAUGAGUUCUUCAAGUACGUUAUCACCAAACACCAGCACGAGAAGCGCAGAGCCCAACGGGACGGAGAGAAGUAGGCGCUGACCCCUGACCCUAGCUUUCUCCCUUCGCCUGCAAAACCCCCAGACGAGCGCUCAAGGACAGAUCAAUCGAUACGCACAUAUAAAGUCCAAACACUCACGCAUUUUAAAACACUGAAAAGUUUUCACUGUGACGGUUUUCUUCAUCAUGUCAUUAUAAACAAAAUCUAUUUUGCAGUCCUAACAAUCAGCCCAAAAAAUUCAAUCCCACAAGGGGGCGUCAGAUAUCUUUUUAGGUUGGAGUGAAGUGAAAAUAUGUUAAUGAGCGGGAGGUCUUUUAAUCGUGUGGGUUGGACUUCUCUCCUUUAUAUUCCCCUUUAAACCAAAUGCAGAAAAGCAAACCCCUUUACUUUUUUAUUUCCAGCCAAACUGUAUACGCACAACUGUAUGUUCAGGAGAAAUUUGGAUUUUAAAAGGCAGAAUGUAGACCUGUAUAGUAAUUUAUUGCCAUUUCCGCCUGAAUGGCACUCAGAGAAAUUGAAAAUUUCUUUGUUAGAGGUAUUUUUGUAGGACUCGGUGGUGGCAUUUAGUGAAAAAUGUGUCCCUGCAUUUAAUCCAAAGUCAGGUGACUCUUGGUGUCUCUAAAAGAUGGCACUUUGGUCAGGAUAAUUAUAAUUCAGCCAUGCCUUAGACAUGCAGAUCAUCUGUUUCCACAGCUAGAUUUCCAUUUUUUUUUUUGACUGUACACAGAGGUCCCUCUAGGUGAUAUGAUGAAAUGCAAUUGAAUAUUUUUUUUUUUUUUUUUUUGAUGGACACUGGAAUGUAUUUUGGUUUCCUUCUGUAUGAGAGUUUGGUCUGAAACGCACACAACAUUUGAGACUUACUGACAGAAGUUUGUCUUGUCCGUUCCUUUUUGUUCCUCAGCUUUCAAUAAAUGAGCAGUGCAGGGAUUUCCCUUGCUUGCAUAAGCUGG